This is a messenger RNA of Pyricularia pennisetigena, 585 nucleotides long. RefSeq lists its product as uncharacterized. The transcript has 3 exons. Bases 1 to 585 code for a protein of 194 amino acids. The record is from RefSeq and is a predicted model, not a curated record. Lineage: Eukaryota; Fungi; Ascomycota; Sordariomycetes; Magnaporthales; Pyriculariaceae.
AUGUUCUCGCUCAGACUCGCCCUUGUUGCUGCCACGGCCCUGGUUGCCCAGGUUGCCGCCGCCACCGACUACCCGAUCGAUCCCUCUUCGGUGCCUCUGUCUACCCGUCGGAAUUGGUGCUCAUCCGAGACCACUCAGUGCCCGCUAAUCUGCCUCGACACUGGCAGCAGCGGAAAGCCCCGAGACAACUCUUGCGAUCCCAUGACGCUGAACUAUGCCUGCGUUUGUUCCAACGGCAUCUCGCCCAACCUCACCGAGUACUCCCUCACCAUGCCCUACCACAAGUGCACACAGUUCCAAGUCAACUGCGUCGCUGCUUGCGGUCUUUCCGACAACCAGUGCUCAGAGAACUGCAGGAAAAACAACCCUUGUGGUGCCGCCAGCCCCAAAGGUGCCAGCAGCGCCUCCGGAUCCGCCGCCGCCGUCCCGUCUUCCACCUCUGCCGCCCCCAACACUAUCCAGACUGGCUUUGCCGGCUCCGGCAGCAACAAUGGCAACGCUGGCUCGGGUGCAAACAUGGUUGCCCCUCUGUCUUUGGGUGCUGCCAUCACGGCUCUCCUUGUUGCCCCAUUUCUGGUCCUCUAG